AUGGACACUCCCAUUGAUACCGUCAAGGAAGUAAAGAGACAUACGCACACCUACAGCUUCUUCCGAGAGCCGUUGACCGCAUUAGAGGGCUUGAGUUCGUUAAUGACCGCUUUCUGCCUGAAGAGUUUCACGGAUGAUUAUGGGAAUAUCUUGACUUUGUUGGAAACCGUGGUUGAUACUCCUGCUUUGCAAACCUUGAUGCAAUUCUAUGAUCCUGAAAUGAGGUGUUUUACGUUCCAGGAUUACCAGUUGGCUCCGACAUUCAUAAAAGAAGUAUCUGAUAAUUGGAAGUCGAAUGGAGGUGUCUCGGGGUUCUCUUUGAAGUUCUUGGUGAGAAAAGCUAAAGAGGAAUUUGAGAAAAAGAAUUGGAACGCGUACAAUGCAUUGCUUGCUGUGGCUAUUUACGGGAUUGUGAUGUUCCCAAAUGUUCCCAAUUUUGUAGACUCGGCCGCGGUACACAUCUUCAUGGGAAAGAAUCCUAUUCCUACGUUGUUGGCCGAUACUUAUUAUGCCGUUCAUUCCCGAUAUGAGAAACGUGGUGGUGCCAUCACUUGUGGCCUUCAGUUGUUGUUCAUCUGGUUCCUCUCUUUGUUGCCCAGCAAAGGACCUUUUGUGAAGACAAGGGAUACGCUCAAGUGGACACACAGGAUUAUGUCACUUACUUCUUAUGAUAUUCAGUGGCAAAAGUAUCGAAUUAACGUUUCUGAAGUGAUUGUUGGGUGCGGUAAGUUCGAUAAUGUUCCUUUGGUUGGUACUAGAGGUUGCAUCAAUUACAAUCCCGUGGUAUCCUUGCGUCAGUUGGGGUAUACGUUGAAAGACAAGCCGACGGAUCACUUGAUAGCGGAGACAGUCUAUUUUGAGAAGGGGUCGGAUCCAGAAAAGUUGAAGGGGAUAAUUGUGGCUUGGAAGAAGAUCCGUAAGCAUAACGGAGCCCAUUUAGGGAAGAAGGAAUCACUCGCUUUGACACCGUAUGUUGAAUGGAUUGUAAAACGGGUCAGAAAUUUGUUGCUGCCAUAUGAUAGGGUUGCACCACUUCAAAAGCAACCUCCUUUGAUUCUAUCCGAAUUUGUGCCAACAGAACUUUACAAGGAUGCUUUGGUUACCAACUACAGGUUGCAUGAAAGAGAGCAAGAGACCAAUUUGAAGUUCUUUGAAGAGAGAGAUGCAAAGAUGAGGUUGAUGCACCAGCUCAAGCAAGUCGAAGGCGCAAGUUCAAGUCAAGCUAGUACCCGGAGGCGUCCCUAUGAGUUGCUAGAGGAAGAUUUGCACCACAAGCAGCAAGAGUGUCUACAGUUACAGAGAUCAGAGAGUAGUCUCAAGAGGCAGAAGCGGGAUUCAGAUAAACAGCUAGUAGAAGAGAAGGCUAAGACUGCUCGACUUGAAGAAGAACUAAGAAGACUCCGAGCCCAACGGAGAGGAGAUGGAGGAGCUCAUUCUGUUGCCAGGCGAUCCUAG
This is a messenger RNA of Vicia villosa (hairy vetch), 1455 nucleotides long. RefSeq lists its product as uncharacterized. The record is from RefSeq and is a predicted model, not a curated record. The transcript has 2 exons. NCBI's taxonomy places the organism in Eukaryota, Viridiplantae, Streptophyta, Magnoliopsida, Fabales, Fabaceae. The coding region runs from base 1 to 1455 and encodes 484 amino acids.